GGUCAACUCAGUAGUUGGCUUCUGAUCGAAAAUGAAGCUACAUGGGUCGGUCCUGGUCGCCUUAUUUUCUCUGCUGCAGCUUUCUACGCAGCAGAGACCAAAGCCGAGGAACUCCCUUACGGUGACCAUUAAGCAGGGCACCCUGACCGGAAAGGUCAUGCAGUCUUUACUCAACAAACGAGACUUUUCUGCAUUCCAAGGAAUCCCGUAUGCGGUGCCGCCGGUUGGAAAUCUCAGAUUCACGGACCCGGUUGAGCAUAAGGGAUGGAAAGGCACCUUGAUGGCCACGCAGGAGGGUAAUGACUGUUCGCAGUACAACCACAUUACCCGAAUCUUUUCUGGCUCUGAAGACUGCCUUUUUCUCAACGUCUACACACCCCAAAUAAAAUCUAAACGGCCGCUGCCGGUGAUGGUGUGGAUCCACGGCGGUGGAAUGGUGGCAGAGUCGAGCAGCGCCCAACUCACGGGUCCGGAGAUUUUGAUGGACAAGGACAUUGUCCUCGUCACUCUAAACUACAGACUCGGACUCGUUGGUCUGUUGAACCUGGGCACUAAAGAUCUGCACGGUAAUUACUUAAUUAGGGACCAAAUCCUAGCUUUGAAGUGGGUUCAGAAAAACAUUGCGGCAUUUGGUGGCGACCCGAAUUCUGUAACACUGUUUGGGUGGAGUGCUGGAGCAGCAAGCAUUCAUUUCAUGCUUAUUUCACCCCUGGCCAAAGGACUAUACCACAAGGCGAUUUUGCAAAGUGGCUGUGCGUUGAACGACUGGGCAUUCCAGGCGAACGGCUUCCAGGUUUAUGCGCGAGCUGUGGAAAAUCUGGGCUGCGGGAAAGGUGGGAAUGAAGAAAAGCUGAAAUGCCUGCGCGGUUUAGACAUUCAGAAACUGGUGGACGAGGCGAGCGCCCUGACCGUUCGCGAGAGACGCAGAGACCCUGCUGUCUCGCUCGAGAGUGCCAACAAGCGAGAAGUGCUUUUCAAAAACCAUGACAUGCUUGCCCUGCCAGACGUGCCCAUCAUGGCCGGGGUCACCACUCGCGAGGGCAUGCUCAACAUGAUUUUGCUUCGUCCGCUCGACCUGACAAAGGAAUUCACCGAAAACAGGGACUUCUAUGUUCCUCGCUUGUUAGGACUAAAGAGAAACACUUCCCAGUUUGAAAAUGCGUGGAAACAAAUAUCAACUUACUACAAAUCCAUGCCUGUUGAUGAAACGGAGCAAUAUCUCCUGAUGGCUUCAGACGCUGAAUACACGCUUGGAGUGGACUGGCUGGUGAGAGACUUGGUUACCAAAAAGAACAGGAAGAGUCCGGUUUUCUAUUAUCAGUUAUCGUUCAACGGCUCUAUCACUAGUUUGAUCAAGAGCCGCGUGCCAACCAACAGGACAGGAAUUUCCCACGGCGACGACCUGGGCUAUCUGUUCACGAUGAACAUUUCCGACUCGUGGCAGCGCGCUCCUGCCCGGGACAGAGCCUUCAUCAGCCAGAUCACGACCCUGUGGGCCAACUUCGCAGAGAAAGGGAACCCGACUCCGGACGCAACAAGCGGCGUCAAGUGGCUGCCGGUGCGCAAAUCGAGCAACGCGCCAGAAAAAAUAGUCACAAGCUACUUGGACCUGGGAGAAAAGCUGGUCAUGAACGACAGGAGUCUCAACGACAAACGCAUGCAGUUCUGGAUCAAACUCAUCAGGGAAUAUUCCGUGUACUUUAAAGGCCACGCAGAUGUCUCUGACAGCGUAUAUGAUGUCCCUAAACGCGUAAAACGAACAGCUGGGUUUCAUUAAAACUAGUAAAUCUUUAGCCAAGAACAGGAAAAUGUAUUAUAAAGUCAUAUGCAAAUUAUUUUUUCUGAAUGUCGUUUAUUGUUAAAUAAUUUUUUUAAUUUUAAAAAACGGUCUUUUAGAUUAGCUUUUUCUAUUCCAUUUCAAAUAAAAAUAAAUAUUUCUAGAGCAUUA
Cloeon dipterum is the source of this 1948-nucleotide messenger RNA. Its product is annotated as esterase E4-like. Bases 32 to 1777 code for a protein of 581 amino acids. NCBI's taxonomy places the organism in Eukaryota, Metazoa, Arthropoda, Insecta, Ephemeroptera, Baetidae. The transcript is spliced from 9 exons. The record is from RefSeq and is a predicted model, not a curated record.